UCUCUCUCUCUCUGCCUGUCUGUGUCUCUGAACUAUGGCUGACGUUAAUCAAUCCAAAGCCCAUCUGAUCUUCACGUACGGCACGCUCAAGCGAGGCUUUCCCAACCACACCCUCAUGGAGUCCCUGAUUCACCGGAACGACGCCGUAUUCCUCGGCCCCUACGUCACCUGCAUCUCCUACCCGCUCGUCGUCGGGCCCCACGGCAUCCCCUUCCUCAUCAACCUCCCCGGGUCGGGCAACCGUGUCACGGGCGAACUCUACUCCGUCUCGGUCCGCGGACUCUAUCAGGUUGACGACCUCGAGGGCACCAGCCUCGGCCACUACGAGCGGCUGCCCGUUAAGCUGAUUCCCUGCGAAAGCACCAACUCCGAUGCAGGUGGCGUGAUUCAGGUGGAGGCCGAGGCGUACUACGCACACCGGAGCUUCGGGGAGGGUUUGUGGGAGAGGAAGGGGAAAGAGGGGUUGAGUGCGUACACAGAGAAAGAGGCGAGUGGGUACGUCAGAAGAGAGGAUAGGCCCAAAGAUAGGAGCUUUCGCGAUGAGGUGCAUUUCUUUGUGUCUGCUGCGAGAAAUUGAUCGAUCGGAGGAGAAAAUUCAUGCAACUCUCAAGGUUAUUUUACCUAUUAUUUUUUUUUUUGAACUCUCGAUUAUGUUUUAUGUUUGCAUCUUCUGCAGUGUUUACUCUUCAUUUUUUAAGACCAUGUUAACUGCUAAUAUCGUGAUGGUGUUGUGCAUGUUGAAGGCCAAAAAUAAAAGUCACCACUUUUGUAUGCAAUCAUGUUAAAGCAAAGUUAUUUGAGACAAUUAAAACGUUUUUGAGUUUACAGCCGGCUUCUCUUGUAUUACAUAAAAGCAUUUGUCCGAGGGGAUGCAGAAAGAACAAAGUUGUGUUCCACAAACAGCUGCAUGGAUUUAUGUACAAAUUUUGGGACUAAUCAAGAAAAUGAUUACAAUGUUCUGAAAUAAACGAGUUUAAGGGAGUUAGUGAGAUCUCACCACUAAAGCAGGUGCAGGAUAAUCUCCAUAGAAUUUGUUAUGGGACACAAAUUGGAGGUUGCUAACAAGGUUUAGUGCUCCUUUAUUAUAUUUCUAUUUGCUUUUGUGCUCCAAGGGAACCAUACAAACCAGUUUUACAUAAUGUAUCGAUUAUAAUU
Messenger RNA from Juglans regia (Persian walnut), 1155 nucleotides. RefSeq names its product putative gamma-glutamylcyclotransferase At3g02910. Lineage: Eukaryota; Viridiplantae; Streptophyta; Magnoliopsida; Fagales; Juglandaceae. Gene Ontology annotation, molecular function: gamma-glutamylaminecyclotransferase activity. The coding region runs from base 35 to 577 and encodes 180 amino acids. The record is from RefSeq and is a predicted model, not a curated record. The transcript has a single exon.